This is a messenger RNA of Anopheles cruzii, 1147 nucleotides long. Its product is annotated as splicing factor C9orf78. The record is from RefSeq and is a predicted model, not a curated record. Gene Ontology annotation, biological process: mRNA splicing, via spliceosome. Gene Ontology annotation, cellular component: spliceosomal complex. Lineage: Eukaryota; Metazoa; Arthropoda; Insecta; Diptera; Culicidae. Bases 45 to 938 code for a protein of 297 amino acids. The transcript is spliced from 4 exons.
UUUCAUAAAAUUUUAAUAUAUAUUUAUAUUAUAUCAAAGUUAAGAUGUCGGAAGGUGAGGACACGCAAACGCAAACAAAGUUUGAGUUCAAAAAGAAACCCCGGAAACAUCUUCGUCAGCGGAAACCAUCGAACAGUGAUGGCGAAGAGUUAGAGCACGGCACAGAAGAGGAAAUUUUAUCAAAGCUAGAAGAAACCAAAGAACGACAGAAGCUGCGCAACCGGCGCAACGGUGUAAACAUUUUGAGUUUGGCCGCCGGCAAGAAAGUUACCACCGAAGAAGAAAUAACAGUAAAAGAUCCAUUCAACAUUAAAACUGGUGGCAUGGUGAAUAUGCAAGCGUUAAAAGCGGGAAAGUUGAAAACAGCCGUCGAAGAUCCAUACGAUACCGGAAUCGGUACCCAGUUCUCCGCGGAAACAAACAAACGGGACGAAGACGAGGAAAUGAUGAAGUACAUUGAGGAAGAGCUCGGUAAACGCAAGGGUCUUGCACAGGAGCAGGAUAAACAGAUCGAUGGAGAAUCUUCUACUAAAUACCUCAGUCCAGAGGAAGCAGCCUUACUGUCGCUGCCGGCUCAUCUCAGCCAGACGUCCUCGUUACGCUCCGAAGAAAUGCUGUCAAAUCAGAUGCUCAGCGGAAUCCCGGAGAUCGAUCUGGGUAUAGAGGCGAAAAUCAAAAACAUUGAGGCAACGGAAGAGGCCAAACUUAAGUACAUGCAGGAGCAGCAGCGCAAAAAGGAUCUUCCGUCACACUUUGUGCCUUCAAACAUGGCCGUCAAUUUCAUGCAGCACAAUCGCUAUCGUAUCGACAAUCCGAACCCUCCGAAGCGACGACAUCAGGAAGAUAACCGAGAUCAACGGAAUGAUGACCGAAUUCCAAAGAAGGCAACGGACGAUUACCACUUUGAUAAAUUCAAAAAACAGUACAGACGACACUGAUAUGUUGGACGUUUUGGCUGUGUACAUGUAAUAGAAACACAUCUCCCCUCUGGCGUUGUUUGUCUUCCGUGGCGCGCAACACCGAGGUUUGUGGUUUGUGCUUAAUAUUAGUUCUAAAGCGUUCCCUUCUUUUGCUGCCGUUUAAAUCUUUUGAACGCUGACAUUGAAACAUGCACCGCAGACAAGAUGCACAACUUUUGCCACAAUAA